AUGAAUACUGGAUCUCAUGAUCGCGUGCUGUAUACUCCCACGAGUCCUACGAGAGGUGCUUCGAGGCACCAACGGUCGCGCAGCAGAGCCAGGCAGCGGACGAGCAGCCGGGCACCGCGGCGGUCGCGCAGCCGCACCAGUCGGCGCUCGCGGGGGCGCAUCAGCCGCUGCUCUCCGGACGAAGACCAGCAUCGGCGGGGCAAGAGGCGCAGCCGACGCCCGAGCAGUCAACGGUCGCGCAGCCGGGACACCGGCACUCAGCAGAGCCACCUGAGCGGCAGCCAUCGGACGCGGAAACAACGGCCGCGCAGCCAGGACACCGGCGCUCAGCAGAGCCACGUGAGCGGCAUCGGCAGCCUUGACGCGGCUGCUCCGGGGCCGUCGAGGCAUCGCUCGCGUAGCCGGACACGUCGGUCACGGAGCCGGCGCAGCCGCCGGUCGCGCCGCUCAACUCCUCGACGUAGCAACUCGAGCGGACACAGGGCACAUGGUCGUGACGAGCGAAGAACCAAGGACACUGGUGAGCCAUUGAGUAAUACUAAUAUUGCGGACCUGGUAUCAGCGUUAAAAACGUUUAGGAAUCCUAAUGUUGGUUUAGAUAAACUCUCUACGAAUAAUACUGUACCUGAAUUCGACCCAGGAAAAAAAGAAUAG
Cydia amplana is the source of this 654-nucleotide messenger RNA. RefSeq names its product serine/arginine-rich splicing factor 4-like. Bases 1 to 654 code for a protein of 217 amino acids. Lineage: Eukaryota; Metazoa; Arthropoda; Insecta; Lepidoptera; Tortricidae. The transcript has a single exon. The record is from RefSeq and is a predicted model, not a curated record.